UGAAGUAAUCCAGCGGAAUCACGAAUUAAUCCGGGUUCAGGAUAACGUUACGUCGCGUUGGAUACCUGCGUGUUUACACAGGACUUGUUUACAAUGGUUUCAUCAGUAAAUAAUGAUGCUACAAUUUUUUAAGAAGUCAGGAUCCAAAGAGAAGCCUCGAUCGUCCACCAGUUCUCCAGCGACCUCGCCAACCCUCGAGAGACUCCCAGGAAGUGAUGGGAAUCCUUCGAGAGUUCACCUUGUCCCCUCCCACAGCCUCGAAGAAGAGGAAGACGACGGCGAGGAGUCGGUUUCGAGCUUAAAACUCGAGAUCUGCAGAUCCAGGCUCUCCAAGACCCUCGCUGAGAUUUUGAACGACAAAGAUGCACUCGGAUACUUUCUCCAGUUCAUGGAGAGCAGGAAUAGGCUCGCUGUCAUCAAGUGUUGGAUGGAAGUCGAGUGUUUUCGAGAGACAGACGACAAUGAUGAUGAAUUCAAUUCGAAUAAACUGGGGAAUAAUGUAAAUAAAAAUGAUGUUGAGGCACCAAAGAAUAGGUUUAGAGCCUGGAGGACCAUUGACGAGGAGUCUGGAGACUCUGGGGUCGUCCAGGAUGCUCUCAGAGUCUACAAUAAAUAUAUUGUUAAGGAUACGUUGAGGAUAAAUGUAGAUUCGGGACUGAAGAGCCAGAUGGAGGAGGCUGUUGGGAAUUGCGAUCAUCCAGGGCUUAUCAAAGGACUUCUGGAAGUUCAGAAAACGAUUUUCCGAGUCCUGAAGGAUGAAUUUAUCGACGACUUUUUGAGGAGUGACUUUCAUUGUAAACAUCAGAUCGAUGUGUUGACGAGUGGAGAUGUGAAACUGGCGGACAUUUUAUUCAACGAAACUGCUUUUUUCUAUUUUAUGGAGUUUAUGGAGCUGGAGAACAAGAGGGAAUUGCUGGAUUUUUGGAUGUCAGCUGUCAGUUAUAAGCAGAACCUGGUGGGGAAGGGCUCCUAUGAUCCCAUGGAAGCCCAGAGCGACGCUCUUAUCGUAUACGAAAAGUACUUCAGUCUUCAGGCCACAAUGCCCCUCGGGUUCAGUGACAAAAUACGAUUCCAAGUCGAGCAGAACAUCUGCACCGAGGGUGAAGACGGUCCUCGUCCCGACUGCUUUGAAAAGCCGAGUAUCAUUGUAUAUAACUUCCUCAGUAAGCAUUAUCUCCCGGCGUUCUUAUCUUCCCAACUGUAUUACAAAUACCUCUCUGAGUUAAUCAGCACUAUUCAGAGCAGCGCCUGUGGGCAUCCUCGUGUCAAACGCGCAGAAUCAGAUUGCAGCAGUGAAGUCAGCACUUUGAGUAUUGGAACCCACGACACCUCGCAGAACUCCCAUUCUGAUGAAAUUAAUCAGCCCUCGAGCAGACAGAAGAUGAAUGGGAGCAUGAGUAUUGACGCUAGACAGCUCUAUGAUCCUGAUUCCUUGUGGAGACGAACCAAAUGCAGUUUAAGCGUUGGAUACGUCGACAAUUUGGGACGAUUCGUCACAGAAAUUGAUCCAGAUCCUCAAAGAAAAUACGAGUCCAGAUUAUCGAGAGCAGUGAAGAGAUUUAUACACCUGGAGCAGGAUAAGGCUAAAGAGGAGCUAGCAUGGAAAAUAGCUGAGAUGAUAGUUCGAGAGAUCACCUCCCUGACCCUAGGAGUGCCGGAGUUACGUUCCUAAUUAAUUAAAAUCUCCCCAAGAAUUUAUUCUUUCGGCUGAUUCGAGAAUGUUCCGCUCGUGCCAAAAUUACAAAGGCUGGUUUUCAAUCAGCAAGAGUAUUUUUUUAAUUAGUUACUCACUGAAUUCAAAUUUCAUCCUCAGUAGGAGCUUUUCAAGUGAUUUAAAAAGAAAAUGAUAAUCAAAUCGAAAUAAUCUCUCCGAUAAUGAAGAGAAUUUUUAUAAAAUAUUUUUCCUACUUAAGUGAGAUUAUUACAUAGUAUUUUUAAUGUUUAAGUGUUGAUUGAUAUAGUUCUACCGACUCCUCUGGUGCUAAAUUGUUGGGCACUGAUUUAACAACGAUUGUAGGAAAAAUUUCUUCCGAUUGCGAAAUGUCUUCAGGCCAUGACAGUGUUCUCAUCGAUUUUUUUAGAACGCUUCUGUUUAAGAUUUUUUUUUUGUGGGGAAAAAUGUACGGAAAAGUAAUGCUUUGUGACUGUACAUAAUAGAUAUGCAUAAUCUUUGUUCAUGAUAUGAUAAACGAGAAAAUAAAAGAUAAUUUUUCACUA
Diachasmimorpha longicaudata is the source of this 2217-nucleotide messenger RNA. It is a transcript of the gene pkaap, whose product is annotated as A-kinase anchor protein 10, mitochondrial. Lineage: Eukaryota; Metazoa; Arthropoda; Insecta; Hymenoptera; Braconidae. Gene Ontology annotation, cellular component: plasma membrane; mitochondrion. The transcript is spliced from 10 exons. Gene Ontology annotation, molecular function: protein kinase A binding. The coding region runs from base 113 to 1672 and encodes 519 amino acids. Gene Ontology annotation, biological process: intracellular protein localization. The record is from RefSeq and is a predicted model, not a curated record.